This is a messenger RNA of Amaranthus tricolor (Joseph's coat), 1302 nucleotides long. Its product is annotated as syntaxin-22-like. The record is from RefSeq and is a predicted model, not a curated record. The coding region runs from base 235 to 1059 and encodes 274 amino acids. NCBI's taxonomy places the organism in Eukaryota, Viridiplantae, Streptophyta, Magnoliopsida, Caryophyllales, Amaranthaceae. Gene Ontology annotation, molecular function: SNAP receptor activity; SNARE binding. The transcript is spliced from 7 exons. Gene Ontology annotation, biological process: vesicle fusion; intracellular protein transport; vesicle-mediated transport. Gene Ontology annotation, cellular component: membrane; SNARE complex; endomembrane system.
AUUUGACAGAACGAAUACGCUAAGCCAAGUCAAGAAUAAGCUCCUCUCUAAUUAACAUGACAUUGAAACUCGUUCUUUUUUUUGCGGCACUUUCCUUCUUUGUCUCUAACUGCCUUUUCGACCUUCGAUCCCCACAUAAUUCCAAUUAUUUGUAAUCUUCUUCAAUAAAUUUGAGUGGCAAUCGCAAUUCAAAGGAGAGAGAGAUUGAGAGAGUAAGAGAAGUUCAGCUGAAAAAUGAGUUUUGCAGAUUUGGAGGCGGGUAGACCUUUGCCUUCUCUAAGAAGACAACAAAAUCAACAACCUCAAGACCCUUCUCAUUCUGUUGCUGCUGGAAUUUUCAAGAUUAACACCGCUGUUUCCUCCUUCCAUCGUCUUGUUAAUACUCUUGGAACUCCUAAAGAUACGCUUGAUCUUCGUGAUCGACUCCAUAAGACACGAUUGCAUAUAGGGCAGUUGGUUAAGGAAACCUCAGCGAAGCUCAAGGAAGCUAGUGAAACUGAUCUACGUUUUGAAGUUAGUGCUAGCAAGAAAAUUGCUGAUGCCAAACUUGCUAGAGACUUCCAGGCAGUUCUUAAGGAAUUCCAAAAGGCACAACGACUUGCAGCACAAAGAGAAACUGCAUAUUCUCCUUUUGUUCCGAAAGAUGUUCCUUCGGCUAGGUUGGGUGAAAACGAUGAGGAAAGAAGCUCAUUUCAGAGGCAGGAACAGCAGGCCCAGCUUUUGGAGUCUAGAAGACAGGAGGUAGUGCUUUUGGAUAAUGAGCUUCUUUUUAAUGAAGCUAUUAUAGAAGAGAGAGAGCAUGGCAUUCAGGAAAUCCAACAGCAGAUUGGUGAAGUGAAUGAAAUAUUUAAAGAUCUUGCAGUGCUAGUAUCUGAUCAGGGAGUCAUGAUUGAUGAUAUUAGUUCCAACAUUGAAGGUUCCCAUGCUGCAACAACACAAGGAACUUCUCAACUUCUCAAAGCUGCAAAGACUCAAAAAUCUAGUUCUUCAUUGGUUUGUUUGCUCUUGGUGAUAUUUGGGAUCAUCCUGCUCAUUGUAAUAAUAAUUGUUGUGUUUUGAAGAGGAAUUCACUACACCUUAUCAUCAAAUCAAUAAUGGUGUUGUGUUGUAAAAAGUUUGAGGAGUAUUAAGAUUGUGCUGUGUCCUGUGUGGGUGGUAAAUAAAUGUUUCAUCCAAUACAAUGUACAGUUUCCUAAUUACAUUUAGUUUGUUUUCGACGAAAUCAUACUCUUAAGUCAAUAAUAUGUACAAAUUAAUUGAAUUUAUUAUUAUUUAGAUUUACGUGUACACUUUUGCUUCUCA